GAAGAAGUUGCUGGAAGUUAACCAAUUAUACCUGAAGCUCCUUUUCUUGUAGGAUGACCGCUAGAAUGACAAUCAUAUUGCCCUUGGCAGUGGCUUUGAUCUGUCUGCUGCAGGCUGAACCAGGAAUGGGAGCAAAUAGUCAUAUCAGGACGGUUCUGAAGCUCUUCCGGACCAUCGAUCUGGACGGUUCGAAGAAGAGCUUCUACCUUACCGCGGCCAAGUACGGCAUCCAGAAGCAGCUUCGCGAACCGAUCAUCCGAAUCGUUGGAGGUUUUUUGCCAUCCACUAAGAUGUCGGAAGCAUGCGUGAAGAAUAUGAUUGCCGAUGUAUACGACAUAGAGGGUGAAUUUUACGCCAAGUUCAGCUACGCGUGUGAAAACCACGAUCCGUACUCAGUCGAAUGCCUGGAGGACGCUAGGGACGACUACCUCACCAAGCUGGUGGAGCUGUUCAACGAAACGAAGAAUUGUUUGCGGGAAUAAGAUGGGGAAUGUGAAAUGCUAUAGAGAAGAUGAAAUAAAAAACUUUCUGCAAAGCAC
Messenger RNA from Anopheles aquasalis, 539 nucleotides. RefSeq lists its product as uncharacterized. The record is from RefSeq and is a predicted model, not a curated record. NCBI's taxonomy places the organism in Eukaryota, Metazoa, Arthropoda, Insecta, Diptera, Culicidae.